UAGUACACAGGAGACAAUAAAGUAUACUCAUUUUGGACUAAAUUAAGAUGAUCCAAAAUAUGUAUCAUUCCAAUGAGUUAUGGUGGUAAAUAAAGUGGUUAGCUGUUGGAUUUUUGUAAUUGGACAUUACACCACUAACUGCAAUCUUGGGUCAAAGUCCUAGAUGCUUCUUAGCCAAGCAUUCAUGAAUAUUACCAUCAAUGAAGCUAGGCUUUCUUGUAGGUGCUGUACUUGGACUCAAAACUGUUAAAAAAAAUUCAGAUUUUUUAUGGCGGUCACAAAGUCCUAAUUCCGAAAGUCAAGCUUUUCUUUUGUCCCGUCUCAAAAUUAUAACCUUUGAAUUUGACUCCCAGAAAGUAAAAGCUCCACGUCUCCACACCACCAAUUUCCUUUUUGUGGGGGCAUCGAUGGAGGACUCGAUCUGCGAAACCAGUUUUUUCGAUCUGAGAAACCAAUUUCUGAGUUCCAAAUCAAAUGGAGGGGAAACUAUUCGAAGCUUCUCGAAAGGGUGACACAGCCACCUUGCUCAAGCUCAUUGAAGAAGAUCCACUUGUCCUUGAAGAUUCCAUCAAACAUGCCUCCAAGGAGACUCCACUUCACUUGGCAUCUUUACUUGGGCACACAGAUUUUGUAAAGCUAAUACUGAAUCAAAAUCCAAAAUUUGCCAAAAUUGUGAACCAGAAAGGCUACAGUCCUAUGCACUUGGCUUGUGCAAAUGGACAUGUUGAAGUAGUAGGAGAGUUGUUGAAGAUCGAUCUUGAAAGUGGCCACGAGCUUUGCAGGCUCAGAGACAAAAAUGGUAGAACCCCACUGCAUUUGGCAACCAUCAAAGGGAGAGUCUUAGUCAUUGGUGAACUGCUCAAGGAUUGCCCAGAGUCGGUGAGGGAGGUUACUAAACAGAAGGAGACCAUUCUUCAUCUGACAGUGAAGAAUGAAAAUGGGUUUGAAGCGCUGAAGAUUUUGGUUGAAGAGUUCAACAGCAAGGAGUUGUUGAAUUGGAAAGAUGAAGAAGGAAACACCAUUUUACACUUGGCUGCAGCCAUGAAGCAGCACAAGCUGAUGAAGUAUUUGCUAGGCCAAAGCUCAAUAGACCUGAAUGCAGUGAAUUCCGAGGGGCUCAGAGCCUUGGACAUUAUGCUAGCAGGUCCUAGGCAGUUCAUUGAUCAAGAAGUUGUGGAAAAGCUCUCUGUUGCGGCAAAGUUAGCAAAAAAUGGUGAUAAACCAUUGCCAAAAGACAAUGUCAUUGACAUGGGCACAACAGAGGUCCCAAUCAAAAAAGACUCUGUUGAAAGCUUGGCUACAACAAAUUCUAAUGACCAAGAUUUGCUCAAGGAAAUGAGAAAAGGAAUAAUGGUAAUGGCGGUUCUGAUUGCAACUGUUUCAUUUGAAGUUGCAAUAAACCCUCCAGGAGGAGUUUGGCAAGAUGGGGGUGUUGCUGUGUCCAAUAUCACCAAGGGGAUGUCUAGCCAGAGUCACAGCCCAGGAAACUCAAUUAUGGGAGAAGUAUUGCCUAAUAGCUUCACAUGGUUUCUGGUAUGGGACUCUAUAGCAUUCUUAGCAUCCAUGAGCAUUAUAGUGGCAUUGACAGCCCCAUCAAAACUGAUUAGCAUAUCGAUUCGUUGGGGUUAUGUUCGCUUGAUGAUGUGGGCAGUGAUUGCUUCAGUUCACAUGGUUUUCCUUUAUGGUGUACAUAUGACUAUAGAGUGGAAUGUUUACAAAAGAGCAGUGAUUCUACCAUUUGUCUUUUUUUAUGCAGUUGUAGGCUUAUUUGGUCUUAGUACUGGUUGGUCUUUGAUCAUUGAGUGGCGGGAUAUGGGUUAUGAGUAUUGGAUGAAGAAAAACAGAUAAACCAGCAUCUGCAGAAUUAUUUACCUCUCACAUACUAUUCUGAUGCUGGAUUAUUGUUGCUAAUAAUAUGUGAAAGUUUUUCAUUCUGUAAUGUUCACUCCAUUUAUUUAAGAUGUUAUUGCAGAAUUUUUACCUUUCACUAAAGGAAAUCAAUCUGAGGUAGUAGUUCAUUGUUAAUAGCAUGUGAAAUGCUGUGGUCGAAGCGCUUAUGGACAACAAUUAGGAUCCUAUGGCAAAAUAAUGGUGGAAUGUGUUAUUUAUUUAUUAAUUAAUUAUUAUUAUAAUUAUUUUGGUUAUACUUU
Molecule: messenger RNA, 2150 nt
Organism: Ziziphus jujuba (common jujube)
Lineage: Eukaryota; Viridiplantae; Streptophyta; Magnoliopsida; Rosales; Rhamnaceae
Product: ankyrin repeat-containing protein BDA1
Exons: 2
Coding region: 475-1848 (457 amino acids)
Molecular function (GO): protein binding
Source: RefSeq, a predicted model, not a curated record